UGUGCCACUUUCAGGUCUCCUCACACACUGCUGGUGUGUUCAAUUUUUUGUCAUAGGGUGCUGGCAGAUUACGGGCCUCCUAUAGCUGCUGCCAGGCCCCUAAUCUGCCAUGGGCCCCUAUACCGCCUCCUCAUGCUGCUGCCAGGUCCACAGUCUCUCAUGGGUCCCUGUACGGCCUCCCAUUGCUGCUGUCUCCAUCGCCACACUCUGCCAUGUGCCACUUUCAGGUCUCCUCACACUCCUGCUGGUUUCCAUUUUGUCAUAGGUUGCUGUAUGGCCUCCCAUUGCUGCUGCCUCCACCGCCACACUGUGGCUCCAAACACUGGUUUUGGCCCCGUGACUGGCCAAAUGAGUGAAGUGUGCGGUGAUUCUAAGAUCGACGGCACUCAUCUGCAUGUCAUACUGAGUGACAGUAUUAUUUCUCUUCCCAGCAGACUCCAAGGGCAUUUAAAUUAAAGGUACAGUGUUCUGCACUAAUAUUA
Staurois parvus is the source of this 482-nucleotide messenger RNA. The record is from the annotation of a GenBank genome assembly. NCBI's taxonomy places the organism in Eukaryota, Metazoa, Chordata, Amphibia, Anura, Ranidae.